AUGUUACCUUUUCAAGAUAUGUAUACAGAUUUAGCAUGGCGAUAUCUCUUAUAUAAAUAUGGUCAUCAUGAAGCUGUAAAACGUUUCUCAAAUCUUACAAGAUGUCUUUUUGCUGUAACUGGAGCCAUUGCUGAAGCACAUGAAUCACAAAAAUUUACAGAAAUGAUCGAUUCAAUUAUUGAACAAACUGAACAAACUUUCCUUUUGUAGUUAAAAGUAUUCUAUUGUCUUUUUUUGUGUUUGUAUUUAGUAUUAUAGCAAACAACGUACAUUUUAGAUGAACAUGAAGUAGAUAUUAUUUUGUUUUCAAUAAAGGCAUUAAAUUCAUGAUUAUGAAAAGUUGAAUAGUCUUAUGCAAUUAAUAGAAGUUUCUUUGAUCAUUUUUAAACAGUUCUUAUGAAGAUUCCGAUUUUCGCAAAAAAUGAAGGGGAGGGUCGACGGGUCAAAGUUGAGGAUCAACUAGUUAUACUAGUAUAUAGACUAGUUCUUCUACUUCAUCAGAAUAUUAUUCAAUAUGCUCUCAAAUUUUGCAUACAUGAGAAAGGUUAAUCACAGUAUGUGACUUUUUUACUACCGUCGACUAUAAGACAACCGUUUGUAUUCUCUCAUUUAGCAAUUAAAUCAAUUCAGAUCUAUAUUUCUUAUUUCCUUAGAUAUGCACUAGAAAUAUUCAUUCAACAUGGCCAAAACCGUUUACUAAUGAUUAUACUAUGAUAUCGAAUAGUACUUCUAAAACGAGACUAUUUUUCUAAUAUGAUUAUAUGCGGAAUGGCGAUAUUUUAUGAUUUCAAAGAAUCAUGAUGUCGAUUGAAAGUUGGCAGAAUUUUCCAUCAAAUACUUUAACGUAGUACGACCUUCAGUCGCUGUCAGUUUCAGCUUGACUGCAAAUACUCUCGAAUCAAGUGGUAGAUGGUUGAUAGAACUAUUUCUUAAAUUACUUUUUCCACUUCAUGUGUGGUUUUUGUUGUGUUGGAAAUUGAAGCCUACGCUUGUUAAUGCACAUGAUAAACAUAUGACACGUUCAGAUGAAUAUAAGGUGUGCAAUAACUGAAUAUAUUCAUUUUAGUAUAGUCAUCUAAUGUAUAUUUGGUUGUCUUUAAAGAAAUCACUGAAGAGAGUGAAAAAUUUAUAGAUAUUUUUACAGAUAAAAUGUUCUUUUUCUCUUAAACGACAUUUUUAGAUAGUAAAACUGAAUAAUAUGCAUAAAAACAAUGAAAGGCUUAGAAAAGUAAUAAAAUUUAUGCUUUAAUAAACUUGUUAUACUGUUGCACAAUAAUCAGAAAAUGAAUCAAUUAUAGAAUAUACCUAACCAAAAUAACCUUGUUCUUCUUUCAUACCUUUUACUUUAACGAGCUACCAUAUACAUAUAUGAACAGAAUGAGUCAAAAUCAUAAAAUUCAGUGCUCAACAAAUGAGAACUAUCGGUUCAUCAGAAAAUUAUACUAGAUGUGUACCAAACGGAACAAAACAAUUGUAAAGAUUUGAUCUAAUCUGUAUGCAUACGGAAAAACAAAUCACUCAGGUCAAUUUGGUGCAUCUCUCUCUGUCCUCAGAAAGUACACAUCCGUUCUUUCGAUUCAAAACCAAUGAUCAUUGAUCGAUAUAAAAUUUCUUUUGAUAGAGUCAGAAAACCCAUUUUUCAUUCUCUGUUUGACUUUCAUUGCCAUUUCGCAAUUCCGUUAUGCACGCAGGUCACAAGGUCUGUCUCGUUUUUCUUUCUUUCUUCUUUCUCUAAUUUAUCGGUGCAUUUUCUAACGCAUACAUACAAGAUAUUUUGUGAUCUAAUAAUGGAGAGAAUAGCUAGUAAAGAUUUAACUACAUCACAGAUGCUUUGUACCAAUAUUGAGCGACAGAAAAACACAACUUUAUGCGAGUGCAAAAUUUGUGGAGUUCCUGCUCGAUAUUCUUAUUAUGGAGCGAUUGUCUGUCAUUCAUGCAAAAUGUUUUUCAAACGGAAUGCAAAAAAUAGAGAAGUCCAUCGAGAUUAAAAUGUCUUUUUUUCUUUAUUUAUUUAAAUUGAUUUUUUUAGG
Messenger RNA from Rotaria sp. Silwood1, 2030 nucleotides. Lineage: Eukaryota; Metazoa; Rotifera; Eurotatoria; Philodinida; Philodinidae. The record is from the annotation of a GenBank genome assembly.